Molecule: messenger RNA, 1547 nt
Organism: Leptopilina boulardi
Lineage: Eukaryota; Metazoa; Arthropoda; Insecta; Hymenoptera; Figitidae
Product: methylenetetrahydrofolate reductase
Exons: 6
Coding region: 301-1242 (313 amino acids)
Biological process (GO): tetrahydrofolate interconversion
Cellular component (GO): cytosol
Molecular function (GO): methylenetetrahydrofolate reductase [NAD(P)H] activity; FAD binding
Source: RefSeq, a predicted model, not a curated record
CGUUAGAAAAGUAUCGACAUCAUUUCCAUCGGUUAAAGAUGCACAAAUAGUCUACGAUGUUAUUAGUGUUGAUAAAGGACCACGAAGAAGUGGUGCUACAAGAUUUUUAAGUGUCAACAACAAUUCCCUUGAAGCGAAUCUGAUUUUUAGUUUAAAAUUUUCUGGUUAUUUAAAUUUUAUUAUAAAGUUAGAUAAAAAAAACAGUUAUUCGCAUUAUUGCGAAAGUUCAGUGAUUAAGUAAUCAAAAUUCAAUAAAGAGUGAUCUGAAGGAACUCGCAGUUUAUUCUCUACUUUGAUAUAAUGAACGUACUGAAAGUAGAAGACAUUUCUAAAGAUACAAAUAUAUUUAAUUGGGAAAAUUAUUCGAAAAUGGCAAAUAAAAAUACUCAUUUAAUUAAAUUAAUUGAGGAAACAAUUUUGAAAAAAGAAAAAUUCUACAGUAUCGAACUCGUUUCUGAAAAAGAUUUUGAAAAUUAUCAAAGAUUUUUUGACGAGAAGAGAAAAUUAUUUCCAUUAUUUCAAUCAGUAACAUGGCAUUGCAAAGAAAAUGCAAACAAAUUGGAUAUUAAAAAUAUUGAACCAUUGAAAAUUAUUGAAAAAUUACCCAGUAAUACUUUAUUACAUCUUGCAGCGAGAGGUUUAACAAAAGAAACCGUUAAAACAAUUUUAAAUCGUGCCAAUGAAUUGAAUGUGAAAAAUAUUUUCGCUUUACAAGGAGAUUCUUUUGUGGAAUUAGAAGAACCUGGCGAAUUUUCACAUGCCUCUGAUUUAGUUACAUUCAUUCGACAAGAAUUUAAUUCAUUUUGUAUUUGUGUUGCUGGAUAUCCAGAAAUGCAUCCAAAAUCUCAAACUAAAGAACAGGAUUUAUUUUGGCUCAAGGCAAAAAUUGAUGCAGGAGCCGAUUUUAUAAUAUCUCAAAUAUUUUUUGAUGCUCAAAUUUUUAUUAAAUUUGUGAAAGAUUGCAGAUUACUGAACAUUACUGUUCCCAUAAUUCCGGGAAUAUUUCCAAUCACAAAUUAUAAAUCAUUGAAAAAAAUAUCGACAAUUUGCCAUGUGGAGAUACCGCAAAAUUUAUUGAGUACUUUAGAAAUAAUAAAGGAUAAUGAUGAGAAAGUUGAAAAAUUUGGAAAACAAUUUACUAAAGAAUUAAUCAAUGAAGUUCUACAAAGUGGAUUUGCAAAUGGAUUUCAUUUAUUUACAUUUAAUCGACUUUCAACAAUAGCCGAUAUUUUAGAAAUGUGAAUCAAAUGGAAACAAGUCUUCGAAAAAAAAUGUUUUGUUUUUGUUUUUCACUCUAAAUGAAAAUUAAGGUUAUAGAAUUUGAAACUUACAGUUAAAUGUCAUGUUUUUAAUUAUUAAUUUUACUUUUAUACAAAAAAUAUGCUAUUGCAUUAGAAAUAUUAUCUACAUUGUAUGGUGAGUCGAAUAAUGGGAAAUAAUUUUAUAAUUUAAAUCAAAAAGCUUUAUUAGCAUUUGUUAAAAUCCUUUAUUAAAAAUUUAUAAUAAAAAAAGAUUAAUUUUUUUUGUUAAUUAAAAUAUUUACUUUA